Molecule: messenger RNA, 751 nt
Organism: Bactrocera dorsalis (oriental fruit fly)
Lineage: Eukaryota; Metazoa; Arthropoda; Insecta; Diptera; Tephritidae
Exons: 3
Coding region: 383-673 (96 amino acids)
Source: RefSeq, a predicted model, not a curated record
AUCAUGCAAUUCUAUCAAAAACACAAAACAAAGUGGAUUGCAUAUUAAUAUAUCCAUCUUUAAGCACUGUUAUAAAAGCAAAAAAUAGAUAAAAUUACUUUUAAACGGGUAUACACGAUUUGAAAUAGUUUCAAAUCAACACCAACAUUAUCAGAAGUUAUUGUUGUAAAGGAAUAAAGAACUUAUAAAGUCGUUCGUCUAUUGGUAAGAACAAAUUACCGGCUAUCAAAGUAUACAAAAUAACGAAAAACUUCUAUAAAGUCAACUGGGGGCCUGAAGAUUAAAGUCUACCAUAGUUAUUUGCUACUAGAGGCGAACAAAAAACCCAAUAGCGAUAAUAAAAAAACGUAUAGAAGCAUUGUAGAGGGUUUUCUUAACAGACAUGACGCCCUUCGAUGAUUUCGCAUAUCUGAUCAAUCAUGUAUUGUUGGGCGAUGAACCGACGAUCGAGGAUUUCAUACUGCUGGUGGGCACGCUGGUGGCAUUUAUAGCGUUUAUACUCUGGUGUUGUUUUCCCAUACAACCGAAGGAUGGUACUAAUCAUCGACAAUUCUCUUGCAAAUCCCUACAAAACUCACUUGAGUCUGCACAGGUGCAUAGCAGUUACAGCAAAUUGGCGUAUAAUGAAUACACAAUGAAAAGUGGCGGACAUGUCUAUCAUUGUUGUACUUAAUUAGGUAGCAGCGAUGCGUUCUACGUGCGUGCGUUAUAAUUGAAGAAUUAAAAAAAGUAAUACAUUUCAAUUUAUGCG